Tinamus guttatus (white-throated tinamou) is the source of this 603-nucleotide messenger RNA. Lineage: Eukaryota; Metazoa; Chordata; Aves; Tinamiformes; Tinamidae. The record is from RefSeq and is a predicted model, not a curated record.
AUGGUAACUCCAUACAGGGAGACCAAGAGCAACUUCCUGCUCUCAACCAGGCCGGCCGCGCUCCGCAGGAGGAACGCUGCAAGGACAGGCGAGCAGCCUGAGGAGAAAAGGCAGAGCUUGGAAUUCCAUGAAGCAGGAGCGGAGCCCUGCGGCUGCCCCAGGCAAAGGCCAACGGGCCCCGCGGGCGUCAAGCAGCCUGAUCCCGCGCGCCACCAACAGGUACUUCGGGCGCCGGAGGAGAUUUACCUCAGGAGCUGCGCAGCGAGGCCGGGCGCGCUGCCGGCGGCUGCCCCGCAGAGCGGCGCCCGCGAGGAGGCGCCUGGCCCGCCUCGCUCACCGCUGUCCCCUGCAGCCUUCAUCUCCGUGUCCGGGGACUGCCCGCUGCACCUGGACGAGAUCCGCCACUUCCUGAGCCUGUGCCCGGAGCUGUCCCUCGGCUGGUUCGAGGAAGGGCGCCUCGUCGCCUUCAUCAUCGGCUCCCUCUGGGACGAGGACAGGCUCAGCCAGGCGGCGCUGACGCUGCACCGGCCCCGCGGCACGGCCGUGCACAUCCACGUGCUCGCCGUGCACCGCGCCUCGCGCCAGCAGGGCAAGGGCUCCAUC